Molecule: messenger RNA, 2501 nt
Organism: Sitodiplosis mosellana (orange wheat blossom midge)
Lineage: Eukaryota; Metazoa; Arthropoda; Insecta; Diptera; Cecidomyiidae
Product: zinc phosphodiesterase ELAC protein 2-like
Exons: 6
Coding region: 100-2292 (730 amino acids)
Biological process (GO): mitochondrial tRNA 3'-end processing
Cellular component (GO): mitochondrion
Molecular function (GO): 3'-tRNA processing endoribonuclease activity
Source: RefSeq, a predicted model, not a curated record
ACGUGUGUGUGAAACGUCAAAACAUGAGCUGUCACAUUUGUCUAGUCCAAACCACAAUAUUUGUUGUGUUUAUAAUAGCCAAAAAAUAAUGUGAAAGCGAUGUUUUGCCUGAGAAAACUAAAUUGUUGUUCAAAAUGUUUGAAAUCCUCACAAAUCAUAGUUCGAACAUUGCAAGUGUCCAAUCGCAAAAAGUACGUAAAACCACAAAGAGAGUCAACGCAACAUGGGACAAGAGCUCAUUUGCAAGUGUUGGGAUCAGGUGCGCCGAGUCAGCCGGCAUCAGUGUAUCUCCACUGUGUGGACAAACGAUAUUUAUUCAAUUGCGGUGAAGGGAUUGGGCGCAUGAGCCAACUGGUUGGACUAUCCUUAGCAAAGAUUUCACAUGCUUUUUUCACGCAAUCCAAAUGGGGGUGUAUUGGUGGCGUAACGAGUGUGAUGUUUUCGACUGUUGCUAGCACCGGCUUUCCACCAACAUUCAAUGGCCCAAAUAAUUUGCAGAAAAUUUUCCAGCGAAUGUCCUUCCUAUCGGUCAUUGGAGGCAUUUUUAAACAUCGCUUCACUGAUCAAUUGUUCAAAAAUGAACGAUUCGAAGACAACAAAAUCGUCAUUGAACCAGUGGAAUUGAAACAUCUCAAAGAUACGGCCAUUAUUUAUGUGUGCAAAUUGAAAGCAUGCCCAGGAAGGUUUUCGUUGAAAAAAUCACUGCAGAAAAAUGUUCCCGCUCAUUUGGUGGCAAAUCUGUUUCGCGGAGAAGAUGUCACGCUUGAAGAUGGCUCAGUGGUUACCAAAGCAGAUGUGAUGAAUCAGGAUUGGCCUGAUUUGUAUUUCAUAGUGGUUGAUAUACCAAAUAAAGGAUUUCUCAAGGAAUUGGCGAUCAAUGCAAAAUUGAAAAGUCAACUGGAAAAGAUUAAAGCAACGGGAGUUGAGGUCAUCGUUCAUUUUACGCCAAGCAAAGUUUUCAAUACUAUGCGCUAUCAAGAUUUUAUUGAACGUGUCAACCCGAAGAGGAAUUUAAUCGUUAAUGAUAGCAACAAAGACGAUUCCGUGAAGAGUGUCCACAUGUUACAAACUAGACUGAACAAAAUUGACCCAAAAAUACAUCCUUUGCUAAGCACAAAAUUGGAUAUCAACCCCAGAAUAUUCGAUCCAUCUGAUGAAUCGUCCGAUAAAUAUGGAAAAAUUCCAAUGCUUUAUUCGAAAUACAUAUUGCGUGGAGAGCCAAAGGAAGACGUUGAACUAGAAACAUCAAGCGACGAGGAAUCGUCUGAUUUUGAAGAAAUCUUGAAAGACUUGAACGAAUCACCUAAAGAUGCUCUUCCACUGUGCACACAAGAGGUACCCAUAAAAUUGAAAGAUGAGAAGUUUCCACGGAUUUUAUUCCUGGGCACCGGUGCAGCCGACUCGUAUGCGCUGCGCAAUUCAUCGGGUACUUUAGUGCAUUUAACACCGGACCAUUCAAUUCUAUUAGACUGUGGAACGGCAACUUGUUCUCAAAUAAAUCGCUACUAUGGUGACGAAGCGCCCGAAAUCUAUCGACGAUUGAAGGCAGUGUAUGUGUCGCAUAUGCAUCUGGACCAUCAUAUUGGAUUGCCCGAGUUAUUCCGAUGGCGUGCAAUACAUCUACCGACGGAUCGGCAACCAUUACGUAUAUUCUGCCCGCUGGACGAUUUGAAAUCAUGGCUCUUAUUUUAUGCAAAUCACGUCGAUCCGAUUCAUUUUGAUAUGAAAUUCAUCGAUAAUGAUAUUUUGAUAAAAGACCAGCUUAAUCUCCACGAACGAUUAUAUUUGAAUAUCGAAUCAAUGCGAACUUGUCCAACGGAUCAUUACAGAAAGUCUUAUGCGCUGGCAUUAGAAUUCUCUUACAGAAACGGCACGGAUAUGGGGAGAUUCAAGUUGGCUUACAGCGGAGAUAUUGGAUCUAGUGAUGAAUUUGUGAAAUUAGGACAGAAUAGCGAUUUGUUAAUCCACGAGGGAACCUUCCAGAGUGAAUUAAAAGACUAUGCCGAUAGGCAUCGUCAUUCGACCAUUGCCAUGGCAUUGGAACAAAGUCGAAAGAUGCAAUCGAAACACACGAUACUGACACAUUUCAGCAGUCGAUAUCAUAUCAUUCCGUAUAUUGAAGGGGAACUCGAUGCCAACACUGGUAUUGCAUUCGAUUAUAUGGAAGUUACACCAGACGAUUUUCCAAGACUUAGCUCAUUGUAUGCGAAGUAUAAAGAGAAUUUCCCGUCCGCUGCUGAACAACUUGAACGCAAAACUUUCAAUUACCUAUCUAAGAGUGAAUGGGAAUGAUGGCUGAAUCAUCACAUGGAUCAUGCUUGUAUGGAAUCUUGCUUGUAAUAUAGGUAUGUGGAUAGAAGCUCGAAUAAAUUGAUCAAUUUAACGAUGCAGAACGCUUUUUUAGAUGCUAGAAAAGGUGAAGAAGUGUUUUUACUUUAGAGAAAUUUUGUUUCAUUGAGUUCAUGUAACAAAGGAUGUAAUAAAAUGUUUUUUGUUAUGGA